Messenger RNA from Sesamum indicum (sesame), 1645 nucleotides. RefSeq lists its product as uncharacterized. The record is from RefSeq and is a predicted model, not a curated record. NCBI's taxonomy places the organism in Eukaryota, Viridiplantae, Streptophyta, Magnoliopsida, Lamiales, Pedaliaceae.
UGUAUGAGUGAGAGAAAAGGGAGCCCGGAAAAUGGAAGAGAGUGGGGAAGAAAGCAUUGUCUGUGUGCUGAGGCCAACUCGUAGCUCACACAUGGUCUCAACUUUCAAGAAUCCCAUGAAACCUCCCAGAGAGGAUUCCUCUGUGGCAUGGUAUAACUUGGAGAAAACAAAGCCAGUGAAACAACACGGAUGCACAGAUUUUGAUGAAAGAAAAGCUCGCUCAUCCCAGGACGUUCCUGCAAUGGAAGACUUAAAACAUGGACAGGAGGAGAAUGUGAGCACAAGUGAUUUGGAGGUUGAGAUGCAAAAACAAGACAAAGAACUUCAAAAUUCAGGUGAUGUGCAGGAAAGAGCUAACAGCAGAGGAAAGAGAAGAAGACUGCCGAAAGAUGCCAAUAGUGUGGGGACCUCCGUUCUUUGCCCUGAAUCAUUAGAUAUUCUACCCUUCCCAUCUACAAUGGAUAACCGUUCUUUGAAGCCCAGUUUAGCUACAGAACCAACUUCUUCUAAAUCAACAGAAUGUGAUUCUUCUGCUUCCGGUUCAGAAAAUCCAAAAAAUGAUGAAUUCUCCCAGCCUUCAGGUUUUACUAAGAGAAAAAGAUUAAAGCUAAAACAGGAGCUUGAAAAGCAAACCCAGCAAAAUUUCAAUAUGGAUCUAAAGAAUCAGUAUAGAGAUGCAACGGAGAAUGGAAAAGGGGCAUACUUGGGUUUUGAGAUCAAAGAGCUCCCUCAAUCUGCAUUUGUUAGUAAUGGCUUGGAAUUCUCCAGCAGCUGCUUGGAUCCAGUGCAUACAAGCCAGCAAGAUGUAAGGGAAACAGCAUUGGUGGAUGUGACUUUGACCGUUAAAGCAAGCUAUCGAGCAGAGAACGUCCCAUUUGUUUGUCUAACGAGUAAAUUGAAUGGUAAAGCAAUCUUGGGAUAUCCUCUAGAAAUCGGAGAAUUAGGCGAUGCUUCUGAAAGUUUGCUUCCUAGAAAGGAAAGAGGUGCUUGUAAGCUAUUCGAUGAUGAUGGGAGUAAGCUCCAUCUACUGGUUUGGAAAACUUCUAAAAGAACUCCUGUAUGCUAUAUCACAAAUUCACUUUCUUCUUCCAUUUCCAAGAAUGUGCAGUCUGGGCGAGCCAGUAAAACUGUGGAAGGCUCAAUUUCCCCAUCUACAGAAGAUGGUCUAAAAGAUCAAUCUCUUAGAAAGUUGCUGAAGGAUCCCAAACAACUCAUUGAAAGAAAAGCAGCACCAAGCAGAACUUGUGUUCCGGUGGAACUCAUUUUCAGUAAGAUACUAGCAGCAGUCAGUCAGGUACAAGCUUAGUUAGCCUAAGAUACAGUUUUGAGACAGUACUUCGAUUCUCAUAGGAAGUGGUCGGAUAGUUUACUUUGUGGACUGCCAUUUAAGGUAUUAAAGUCGAGCCAGUUUCAUUACUGGAAUGUCCUUAUAUCAACAUCUUUUGCUGCCACAAAUCCUCAAGCACAUCCAUUUUUUUCUCAUCUGCAGAUUUUGUUUCCUUCUUCUGGUUUGUGUGAAGAUGUAAAGUGAACAACAGUAUUCUGCUUGUACGAGUAGUAUAAUGGCCCAAGCUGAGUCCUACUGUUGUAUCUUUCUCUGUUUCUCAGGGAGAUCUUCGUUUAAUCCUUUAUCAUUUCUUGCUCA